CUUUACGUCAGUGCCAUUGCGUUCGAAUUGGAAGAAAGGUUCUUGCCAAAUUUUUUUUCAUUCUUUUAUUAAUUUAUAGAUAUAUUUAGGGAAUUGCGUUAGAAAAAUAUAUUACGCAUUAAAUAGAGUAUUUUUAAUUAAUAAUACAUGUUGCAAGAAGGUUAAUUAUGUUGAAACUUGAUGGUGCCAUGCUUGAUAGGUUAUGUCGUAUGCAUAUUGUGUUUCAAAAUGUACGUUUUGAACGAAAAAAGGUGCAUUAUGAAAUAGAGUGCAUUUAAAAUCAGUGGUCUUUGAUUCGUUACCAUAUUUUAUUAUUUGUAAAACGGGAACCAAAACAGGAUAAUAGUCGACUCGAACCACGUCUACCGCUUGGUUAUCCUCCACCCAAUUUGUUGUGUUGUUUCUUUCGUAUCUAAGGAAACUGAUGCUAUCUGUACCUUCUGGCCAAUAAUCUUCCAAGAAACAUGUCACUUUAUUACGCUGGUUUCAAUACCAGCAUGCUUUUCUGUAAGGAUGAAAAUGUAAUUUUUGCAGUAGAUUCAUUUACCAAAAUUUCAUUUCCUGGGAUUACUGAUUUUCAAAUAGCUUGGGGUUAUUUUCUGAUUUGGAAAGGAAAAGAAUUAUAUAUUGUUAGGAAAGCGGAGGAAAAUCAUACAGAUACAAAUAUGCAAUUAAUACAAAUUCCAGAAACAGCAGUGAAUAGUUGUAAACAAGCUGCAAUUGGUAAAGACAGUAUAAUAAUCUUAUCAGACGACAAUAAGAUAUGGCAAUAUAAGAUCUAUGAAAACUCUUGGAAAAAAGUAAUCAAUUUUAUUUCUGCCGGCAGUGACUCAGAAAAUGAGUAUCCUGUUAAAAUAUUGCAAGGGGGAUGUACUGUGGUUUUAACUAAUCUAGGUAGAGCCUUCAAUGUUCCUACCCUAGUUGAAAUGCCAAAGAGGGUUCAAUUCAUAGAUGUUGCAUGUGGAUUUGAUCACACCAUCCUAUGUGCCCAAAAUGGUGAUAUUUAUUCAAUGGGAAUGGGAACACGCGGUCAACUAGGACACGGUGAUCUAGAAGACUGCGAUAAUCCUAAACUCAUUGAAGCUUUAGCUGGUAUCAGGGUAGUACAAAUUUCAGCUGCUGGCUCGCACAGUGCCGUUGUAACAGAACAGGGUGACCUUUACACCUGGGGAUGGAACACUAACGGAGAAUUGGGAUUACCUAAACAGGAAAGCAAAGUAGUAGCUGUACCCACGUUGGUAGAUUUCACGGACCAUCAAAAUAAAAACGUAGAGGGUUUUGUUAAGAAAGUGGAAUGCGGAAAUAACUUCACUAUUUGCAUGAUGGAUAAUGGCACACUUUGGGGUAGCGGAUGCAACAAAUACGGACAAUUAGGACAACCCCGCGAUGCCCUUCCCGACACUCCUAAAUUCGUCAAACUAAAAGUUUCGUUGAAUUCCGAAAGAAUUACAGACUUCAAGUGUCGUGAAUGGGGUACAGUGCUGAUAACAGAAUGAGAUCAUAAUUUUUUACAAGUAAAACGUUACAAGCUGAGAAUAAAGAGAAUGUUUUCCAAAA
This is a messenger RNA of Osmia bicornis bicornis, 1557 nucleotides long. RefSeq names its product RCC1 domain-containing protein 1. The record is from RefSeq and is a predicted model, not a curated record. The transcript is spliced from 7 exons. Bases 465 to 1496 code for a protein of 343 amino acids. NCBI's taxonomy places the organism in Eukaryota, Metazoa, Arthropoda, Insecta, Hymenoptera, Megachilidae.